Messenger RNA from Lactuca virosa, 815 nucleotides. The record is from the annotation of a GenBank genome assembly. NCBI's taxonomy places the organism in Eukaryota, Viridiplantae, Streptophyta, Magnoliopsida, Asterales, Asteraceae.
AUGUUAAAGUCAGAACAAAAAGAAAACACGUCAAUUUUGCCCUACUCUCAUUUUCCCUCUUCUCCUCUUCUCGUUCUUUCUAGUUCACACGAUAUCUCCCACUGCAACCAGCCGGCUCUGCCUCCGAUCUGCAACCAUCUCCGAUCUGCAACCAGCCGGCCACUUCCUCCGGCAACGAUGUCGCCUCCGCCAUCACCGCCGGCAGCAAAGACCUCCAGCUCCUCCGAAGUCAUCGACGCAACAUACCUUCUCCCUCCGACUGCUGUCGCCACUCUCUUGUCGCCACCACCAUCGUCGAAGUUGCUGAUCAGAAGGGUUCCUCUUGAACACCAUUUUAUCAGACAUCAAAUAUUUGAAGAUGGGCAUUUGACACUUAAAGUGAGGCAUGGGCAUUUUUUUUGCAACUCAGAGCAAUUAUAUUCAGUGCUUAAUGGUGGAGAUACUGAAAAUUGCUAUACUCCAAGUGUAUUGAGAAAUAGCAAAAUACUUUCAGCUCUUACUCCAGGAGGAAUUAAUUAUCCAUGAAAAGGGUCUUUUACUUCAACUUCCAUUGAGAUAAAUACCCCUGGAGAAGCAUGGACGGAUCAGCUAUCUCAGAGUCAUUUUCUGGUCACAAUCUUCAAGUUUUUCAUGACUCAGAAGAUAAAGAUUUUCUUGAGAUUGCAUCAAGGAUAAAUGGAAAUAAAACAUUUAAUAAUAAACAGGUGUGGAAUCACGAGCUAAUCAAGAAGGAAUUCUCUAUUGGUUGUAGACAAUAUUUGAUAAUAUGGAUUGAAAUUUAUAGAUUUAAUGUAUGUCAAAUGAUUGAAAUUUAU